UCAGGUAGCUGACCUUAUUAUCGACUUACGAAAAUCCGAACGUAUGAGGCUCACCUAAUAAGAUUCAACGAAUCGUCGAAAUGCUCGAAGAAGAGAAGAGUAUGGUCUGGAAAAGUUGCGCACGAUCAAAAAGCACAACCAACAAUAUGGCAGAAAUAGUGUUAAAAGGGACUCCAAGGAGUGCUUGAAUUCUUGAGAACUAGAGUCUCAGAUCGAGAAUGAAAUAAAAAGUAGAAAAACUAGUUUUUAGUGAUCUUAAGUAAGGGGGAAGUUUUCAUGUUUAUUGUUUAGUUUCUAGGUAGCCAGUCUUUACUCGGCCCAAGCAAUGCCCAAGGACUCCCAUGUUUUUCUUGGUUGGACCAACCCAACCGGUUAUUUCCGUCUUCCGGAGAGCAAGAAUUCGUCUCUCUUUUUUUUAGGGGGGGAGCAGAGCAGUCAAAGAAUGAAGCAAACCAAAUGAUUGUUCUAGAAUGGUUAUUCCUCACAAUUGCUCCUUGUGAUGCAGCGGAACCAUGGCAAUUAGGAUCUCAAGACGCAGCAACCCCUAUGAUGCAAGGAAUAAUGGACUUACAUCACGAUAUAUUUUUCUUCCUCAUUCUGAUUUUGGUUUUUGUAUUACGGAUCUUGGUUCGCGCUUUAUGGCAUUUCCACUAUCAAAAAAAUCCAAUCCCGCAAAGGAUUGUUCAUGGAACUACUAUCGAGAUUCUUCGGACCAUAUUUCCUAGUAUCAUCCCUAUGUUCAUUGCUGUACCAUCAUUUGCUCUGUUAUACUCAAUGGACGAGGUAAUAGUAGAUCCCGCCAUUACUAUCAAAGCUAUUGGACAUCUGUAUCGGACUUAUGAGUAUUCCGACUAUAACAGUUCCGAUGAACAGUCACUCACUUCUGACAGUUAUACGAUUCCAGAAGAUGAUCUAGAAUUUGGUCAAUCACGUUUAUUAGAAGUGGACAAUAGAGUUGUUGUACCAGCCAAAACUCAUCUGCGUAUUAUUGUAACAUCUGCUGAUGUACCUCAUAGUUGGGUUGUACCUUCCUCAGGUGUCAAAUGUGAUGCUGUACCUGGUCGUUUAAAUCAGAUCUCUAUUUCGGUACAACGAGAAGGAGUUUACUAUGGUCAGUGCAGUGAGAUUUGUGGAACUAAUCAUGCCUUUACGCGUGCGCCCGGAAACAUAGGCCGACUGCUGAGCCCACUCUGGCUCAGCCGCACCACCCCGGGUGCGAGCCACCUGAGAAGCAAGCUAUUACAGCGAGCGGCUGGAGCUGUAGGGAGCCAAGGAGCAAGGCGGUAGAUAAGAUAGAAGAAGGGGCCAGGCUCCCGGUAGAGCAGAGGAGACGGUUAGGAUAACAAACUUGAA
Messenger RNA from Mercurialis annua (annual mercury), 1353 nucleotides. Its product is annotated as cytochrome c oxidase subunit 2. Gene Ontology annotation, biological process: ATP synthesis coupled electron transport. The record is from RefSeq and is a predicted model, not a curated record. NCBI's taxonomy places the organism in Eukaryota, Viridiplantae, Streptophyta, Magnoliopsida, Malpighiales, Euphorbiaceae. Gene Ontology annotation, cellular component: membrane. Gene Ontology annotation, molecular function: copper ion binding; cytochrome-c oxidase activity.